AAUUAUUCUUAACCUCACAUUAUUUUAAGAAAAUAAAUAAAUAAAUACUUUUAAAUAAUUGCAAUAAUUCCAAUUCUGCAAUUGUUCAUACGUAUUUUGCAAUGAAGUUAUUUAAAUAUCAAUGUUUGUAAGAGUAGUGCAUUAAGAAUGUUAGAAAGUAAAUAUUGCAUUUUAUCUGUACUUUUCGUAUUUAUUUUACAUUUUGGCUCCUUAAAUUCAAAAACUUCCACGAUGUGGAAGCUGGACCUGAAGAAAAAUAAGAUUGUGGAAGCAAGCCCAUUUCUUCCAACUGUAUCCUUGACUAAGGAAAUGAAGAAUUCAAAGAAUUCACCAUAUUAUGAUCCUAUUUUCAAAAUCAUUACUUCAACUAUUUAUUAUGACCAGACAUGGGUCAAGCAAGGUGAUGAUUAUUAUUGCACAGACUGUCACUUAUUUCAGACCAAAAAUGCUGUUGAAAAUAAAAACGUUAAUGCUCAAAAUUCUACUUCAUUCAAAACUGUUAAAUAUAAAGAGAAAGAAGUUGAGGAUGAAUCAUUGGAUUGUGGCAAACCUGUGAAUUUUACUUACUAUGAUAGUUUAGUAGGAAUUGCAAAUAGACAGAGUCAUCCUAAUGUGCAGGAACCUCAGUUAUCACUUAUAUUAGGCAGCAAAAAAAACUUUGAUAUUAAUUCCUUAGAACAACGACUAAAGAAAAUUAGAAAAGAGAAACCAAAAUCUGUUCAUAUAUAUAAUCAGAUAGGAAAUUUCUGGAGAUUAAAGGGAGAUACUCAAAAAGCUAUUGAAUGUUUUCGUAGAGGUCUUGCAGUAUCACCACAUAAUUCUGAAAUUUUAUUAAAUCUUGCCAGGGUUCUUUUUACACUGCAAUAUUUAGACGAUGCCAUAUAUUUAACAAGACGGUCAAUUGAAAUGCAGCCUCCUGAUAAAGGGGCAGCAUGGCAGCAAUAUUUCACAUUGGGAGAGAUUUUCAAGGCCUACGGACAUUAUCAAGAGGCACAAAUUCACUUAAAGCACACACUGGACUUAAAACCAGGAUUUACACCUGCUGAAAUCGCACUUAAAGAAAUGGAAAGUAAUCCAACAAUUACUAUCCAUUUGUAUACCAUGGUUAUCAUCAUUUGCUUGGUAUUUGGUGUUCUUCUCGUAAUUUUGUCGUCUUUUGAUGGUGCGACAGAGAAUGAAAUGGCUGAAAAUAAGCCACAGAGACAUUUCAAUAGAGCUAUGGCAAUGAGUACCUUAAGAGGUCUACGUAUCUCACAAAGAAACAGUAGACACAAAAAACUUGUAGCAUAGACUGUAUGUUACAUUAUUUGACUGAUUAUUAUUUAUCAUUUUAUUAGAUAUUUCCUAGAUUAUACCUAAGAUGGAUACGCCAAAUUAUAUUUUGGAAUAUUUUUGUUUGAUUACUGCAAAGCAGUACUUAAUUUUUAUGUAUUAUUUUUGCACUGCCAUGUUUCUUUUUAUUUAUUCUUUUUUAUAUUUAUCGUGUGUGUCGUUUAUUUAUUUGUAAGUUAUUAACCUCGCUCAUAUUUGCAUUUGUAGUUAAUACAAAGAUCUGUUUAAUCAAUAAACUAAAUGUUUGAAUGUGCACUUAAAGUUAGAAAAUAACAUCUAUGUUAAAAGUACAUUAUUGUACCAAUAUGAACGUUACAAUAAAGCAAUGAAAAAAAUGAUAUCUUA
Messenger RNA from Agrilus planipennis (emerald ash borer), 1677 nucleotides. Its product is annotated as tetratricopeptide repeat protein 17-like. The record is from RefSeq and is a predicted model, not a curated record. Gene Ontology annotation, cellular component: cytoplasm; actin cytoskeleton. Gene Ontology annotation, molecular function: protein binding. Gene Ontology annotation, biological process: actin filament polymerization. The transcript is spliced from 4 exons. Bases 148 to 1290 code for a protein of 380 amino acids. Lineage: Eukaryota; Metazoa; Arthropoda; Insecta; Coleoptera; Buprestidae.